Colossoma macropomum (tambaqui) is the source of this 3401-nucleotide messenger RNA. RefSeq names its product riboflavin kinase (gene rfk). The transcript has 5 exons. The record is from RefSeq and is a predicted model, not a curated record. Gene Ontology annotation, molecular function: riboflavin kinase activity. Lineage: Eukaryota; Metazoa; Chordata; Actinopteri; Characiformes; Serrasalmidae. Gene Ontology annotation, cellular component: mitochondrion. The coding region runs from base 233 to 712 and encodes 159 amino acids. Gene Ontology annotation, biological process: riboflavin biosynthetic process; FMN biosynthetic process.
CGAAGGACGCCCUCCCUAAAACCGCCGCGCCGCCUCCGUCUGAGCGCUUCUGUCCGAGUUUCCGGAGACUCAGCAGACCCAGCACUGCUUUAAACCAUUCAAGACCACCUACAGACCCUCUCUCGAGUCUUCACAGGAGUUACUCAGCGUUGCGCUGCUGUAAGGGAGCUACGGCUACUUUCGCUUUGGGUCAUCGCUGGUCGUCGGUGUAGCAGCAGCGCUAACAGUGGACAUGAAUGGCCUGCCGUAUUUCUGCCGAGGACCGGUGGUGCGAGGAUUUGGAAGGGGGAGCAAGGAGCUGGGAAUCCCUACAGCAAACUUCCCAAUGUCUGUAGUGGACAAUCUCCCUGCUGACAUCAGCACAGGCAUCUACUAUGGCUGGGCACGAGUGGACAGUGGAGAAAUCCACAAGAUGGUGAUGAGCAUCGGCUGGAACCCGUACUACAAAAAUACAAAGAAAUCAAUGGAAACACAUCUGAUCCACAAGUUUAAAGAGGAUUUCUACGGUCAAACGCUAAGUGUGGCCAUGGUGGGCUACAUUCGCCCAGAAAGAGGAUUCAAUUCACUUGAGGAAUUGAUAGCAGCAAUUCGUGGUGACAUUGAAGAAGCGAAAAAAAAGCUGGACUUGCCAGAACACUUGAAACUGAAAGAGGACAACUUUUUCAGAUCAUCUGUAUCCACAACGAGCGAUGAGAUUAUGAACGGUCACUGACUUGACCCUAUCACUUGCCUGUUGUGUCCCAUCUUCCAUUUUCUUGGGGUAAAGCCACUGCAACAUGCUUUAAAAUGUUAUUUUUAUACUAUAGCAUUUUAGAGGAAGGUUUACGUGUCAGUGUGGAGCUGCUGAAUGGUGUUGGUAAUGACUGCAGAGCCAGCUUUGUCACUACAUACUUUUCCAAGGUCAGUCUGUAUAAAGAGAUGAAAAGGCAGGAGGAGUGGGGUUCCAGUGUUUGUCAUGGGGGAAAGUAUAAGCAUUACCAUGUACACGUAGCAUAUGGUCUAUUGCUCUAGACAGUUUUGGCCUAUUUCUCUGUACUUAGAAAAGAACACACAAACCCGUUCAACUCAAAACACGAUUAUACUAGAAGACAACAGGCAGCUGCUGAAGCAUCUGAAGCAAGAGUUGGCCUCAUACCCGGUGUUAAUAUCCGUCUUUAGUGAUCUGAUCACAAGUGGACAGCAAGACGUAUAACUAGGGCUGGGCAGUAUGAAUGUUUAUUAUUAUUAUUAUUAUUAUUAUUGUGAUGAAUUGCUUCACAACAUGCUUUACCAAGCAUAUUGUGGAUAUUGUGUUUCUAGAACUCCAAAUAACUGUGUUUUACUACAGAGCAUAAUUAGGCCUGAUUAAUUGGUUUUAUUGCAGGUCAGUAUGUGAUUAAAAUCAUUUGUACUCAUAGUUUUUAAUAGCAUUUUUAAAUAUCGCACAAUUUUUGUCCAUUCUAGCGUAAUAUUUGUCAGAAAACAAUACAUAUUGUGAUAUGUAUGUAUGUAAUAUUAGAUUUAAAUUGCCCACCACAAGGUAAAAAUGCGUCUCCAGUGACUCAGAUUUCAUGACUCUUCAUCUCUAUAAUAUGUCACAAUCAUGACAUGAUUUUGCUGAUUAAUAGUCAGAAAUAAUGGCAGUUAACAAUGGAAUAGUCUUUUUUCCAUUAUAUGGAACUAUUACAGUACAAGCCUACCUCCUUCAUAGCUCGCUUUACUUUGUAGCUAAUACUAGCUUGUACCUAGAAUCAUGUGUAGAGCUGAGCAAAGCUUACAAGCAUCUCUCAAGUGUUUAAACGUGAGAGAAAAAUACUUUUUCUGCAAGCAUACAUGCUAACAUUAAUGUCCGCUACUUUGCAAGUGAGUAACCAAACGUUAAAAGCUUUGUUGUUCUUGCAAGACUCAUUAUGUGACCCAGUAAAUGCACAUCUUUUGCAUUUAUUUGUCUGAACUCAACUGGUGAAAACGCAUCUAGUUCACAGUCUGAUUGUAGUCGGCUUAAAGUAAAGCUGUAAUAGUUGCUGUCAGGAACACACAGAUCUUCUGCGUUCGCAGUAUAAUUGAUAUGUGGUCAUAAACGUCACCGACCACCUCCGAAGGUGGACCGAGCAGUUGGAUCACAGUGCGUCUCUGGGAUGCACUGGACCCUGUUCACCUUUACAUUACUGAUGUCUACUUAUCUGGUCACCUGAGAGGUGUUUAAUGUCAUGUGUAGUAGGGGCUGUCCAUUCACUGCAGCUCUUACCCGUUUGAAGCAGCUGCCUUGUUGAGGUCUAUUAUAACUUGUUUCAAGCUAUUGGAUUUUCUCUUCUUUUCUAAGUGCAGGGAAACAAAUUGUAAUUAUUGUCUGCGGUACAGAAGCGGCACACAGAGAUCAGGUUGACCAAUGUUGGCGUAUUCCUUUAAGAAAGGCUGGUGAUGGAUCCCCAAAACAGAAAAAAAAAGCCUUCCCCUAUUGUGUAACAUUUAUGAAGGACGUCUCAGUGGGGAGGAAGAACCUUCAGGACAGUGAGACUUAUUUAGACUGAGUUUUCUGUAACAUUGAUAUCACACUGUGUAGCAGAUCCGUCACAAGACUAAACGGGAGUGUCUGAUUUCUCACCCCAUCAUAUAAGCCUGGUUCUUUACUCAAGGGAAGAUCCUGCUUUUGUAGUUGAGAAUCAGGCAUGUUCUAAUGAACCAGGUGAACAUUUUCAAAUGAGUUGUGAUGAUCUUCUGAAUAUUUAAGAGUAUGCAUACAGUUGUAUAAAUGUGUGUGUAAAUAGAGAUGAUGGAGCCAUUCCCUUUUAAGUAAUUUAUUUGUCUUGUGUUUGUUUUGUAUUAUUUGUAAUAAUUGAUUGACCUUUUCAUUCAUAUAUAAUUUUAUACAUAUAUAAAUGUGGUUGCGUGGGGCAACUGCAAGAUUCCAAUGGGCCUUGACAAUAAACCUUGACAAAUCAUGCUUUUCCAAUGAUCAGGCAAUAAUGGAAUAAUGGAAACACCACAUGAGAUACUCACACUCACUGGCUAUUUAGUCUAAAUACCUACCAUAGAAGUGCCCUUUGUAGGUUUACAGUUUAGAGAGAUUAGUCAAAGUAGGCAUUGAAGAGAAACUACAAAUAGAAGGCUUUAAGGCUUAUUUGUGUUUAUAUAUAUUUUUAUACUUCUUUGUGGGUUUAUUUGUCCAAGAGGUCUAAUAUACACGGAUAUGCAUACUUCGAACUAGCUCAAAUGAUAUCAACUGUUUGAAAAAAAAUCUUUUGUGCUGUAUUUGUUUUUUUUGUGAUGAUUGUAACAUUACAUGGCAAUUUUACAAGCGAAAUCCCACUUAUAACUGAGUUAAGUGCUUUUAAAUGAUGUGCUUUGGUACUUAAGCCGUUUGCAUAGUACAUACAUUAUGCAUAUAUACGCUGCUUUCAGAAUAAAACCUUACAUCUCCA